Messenger RNA from Macrosteles quadrilineatus (aster leafhopper), 1260 nucleotides. RefSeq lists its product as uncharacterized. Lineage: Eukaryota; Metazoa; Arthropoda; Insecta; Hemiptera; Cicadellidae. The transcript has a single exon. The record is from RefSeq and is a predicted model, not a curated record. The coding region runs from base 1 to 1260 and encodes 419 amino acids.
AUGUCUUCAAGCAAGAAAAGCGGCUCGUCAGCUUCAUCAGGCAGCAAGUCAAGCGGUGCCUCUGGCUCAUCGGGAUCCACCCACACUUCAGGCAGCUCGGGAGCUUCCUCUGGCCACUCGUCGGGCUCAUCGGGUGCUUCAGGCUCUUCCGGAUCGACUCACACUUCAGGAUCUGGCAGCUCUGGCAGCUCUGGCAGCUCUUCGCACGGCUCCUCGGGCAGUUCUUCACACGGCAGCUCUUCACACGGCGGCAGCUCCUCUUCUGCCCACUCUUCGGGCUCUCGUGGAGGCAGUUCCACCUCUCCCGGCGGCAGCAGCAGUCGUGCCCCUUCAAGCAGCCGCCCCGGAUCGUCCUCCUUCAGUGGCACUCGUAAGAGCAAGUCAGGCACUGCCGUCGGCGGGUCUAGUGGCGCUCCAGCUGGCUCUGCUGCCGGCGCUGGCGCCAGUGGCACUGCUCCCAAAUCAGCCUCUCACGCGAGUGGCUCUGCGGCGCGCACCACCUCUGCCGGGCCGAUUGCCGACAGCAUUGACACUCGCUUUGGCUCCAAGGUCUUUGAGCGCUGUCAGGUGCUGACGGACAAUGAGCUCGACCCGACUGCCAGCGCCAGCGCCAGUGGCUCCCGAGCGGGCAACAGUAACUACGUUUCUGGAUCGAGUGCAGUGCACUCGGGCUCGCGCGCCUCGGGCAGUGGCAGCAACUACGUUUCCGGUUCAUCGGCGGCCGCCUCUGGCUCUCACGCUUCGGGCUCGCAUGGAUCGGCUGCGCCGAUGAGUGGCAGUCGCCCAGCUAGUGGCUCCAUGGCUUCGGGCUCGCAUCCGUCUGGCUCUCAGGCAGGAUCGGCCGCCCCCUCGGGCAGUGGCUCCCAGGCGGGCAGUGGUAGCCGCCCAGCCAGUGGAUCUGCGGCCUCGGGCUCACAUUCGUCCGGUUCGGGCAUGAGUGGCAGUCACGGCAGUUCUGGAUCGGCCGCCUCAGGAUCGGGCUUCUCUGGAUCACGCCCAAGUGGCAGCAAGUCGGCCGGCUCGGGCGCUUCGGGCAGCAAGUCAGGCAGUCACCACAGCGGCAGUAACACCUCUCUUGGCUCGUCAGGCUCCUCAAAGGGCGGCUCCUCGGGUGGCAGCAGUGGCGCCAGCAAGUCAGGAGGUGGAAGCAGCAGUCAUGGCGGCUCAUCCAGCCACGGAUCCUCUUCCAAGGGCUCCAGUGCCAGCGGCUCUAGCGGCGCCAGCGGCUCUAGUGGCGCCAGUGGUUCGCACUCCAAGUGA